ACGAGUUGUGUCGAGACAUCGAUGGCCUCAAGAAGCAGAUCCGCGUCGAGAGCCAUAAAUACAGACAAUCGGAGUGCGAGUGGAUGGCAGAGGACCAGAGGUUCGACGCCAUUGGCCGCCAAUUGGACGACAAACGCAAACAAAGAGACACUCUAACCGAUGGCAACCGACAGAUGGCUAAACACGUGGAGGCGUUGGCGCAGACGCGUGAAGACUUGAGCCAAAUAUGCGUCGCCUCUGAGAAGGAGUUGAAUCGUAUGGCCGAAGACAUGGCGUACCGGUCGACGCAAACGGAGACACUUCUGGAGGACUAUCGGCGCCAAUACGACGAGAAGGAGAAGGCGUACGAAGUGUUGGCCCAUUACGAGGACCAGUUGUGGCCGUCGAACGGAUCCACUGGUGAUCCCGAGUCCGCGGCCGACAAGACUCGCGAGUUUCGCGCCAUUCAACAGGAGAUCCAAGCGCUUGAGCACCGGUGGGCUGAGGUUAAGGCGCAGCGAACG
This is a messenger RNA of Oppiella nova, 503 nucleotides long. The record is from the annotation of a GenBank genome assembly. Lineage: Eukaryota; Metazoa; Arthropoda; Arachnida; Sarcoptiformes; Oppiidae.